AUUGGCGCUUGUCGUGCUAGCUAUCGCCGACUGUGCUUCGCUUGCGAGUCUGUUUUUUGUUCUAACGGUACUCCUUGCGUUUCAUCUGAAAACGUUUCCGUGGUAGUGAAAUGAAAGAUAACCGCGACUGGUGAAAGUAACUGGUCAGUCAGUGCAGAGGGACCACAAUGGCAAGCAAUGUGUGUAGCCACGUGAAGGUGGUGGUUCGAGUGAGGCCGACCAACGAUACUGAGAAGCGCGAAAACUGCCGAAAUGUGGUCCAGGUGGUUGAUAACCACAUGCUCAUAUUUGAUCCAAAGGAACAGGACAUGUCAUGUUUUGGGUCUCAAAGAGUGCGGAAUAGAAACAUCAACAAGAGAGCUAACAAAGACCUCAAGUUUGUUUUUGACCACGUCUUUGACGAGAACUCUACUCAAGUUGACAUUUUUGAGAACACCACCAAAGGAGUGUUGGAUGGUGUGAUGAAUGGAUUCAACUGCACAGUGUUUGCCUAUGGUGCUACUGGAGCAGGCAAGACUCACACCAUGUUAGGCUCCCAAAAUGACCCGGGAGUCAUGUAUCGCACCAUGAAAGAGUUGUUCAAACGCAUGGAUGAUGCCAAGGACGAGAAAGAGUUUGCUGUAGCGUUCUCUUAUCUUGAGGUUUACAAUGAACAGAUCAGAGACUUGUUGGCAAAUGUAGGCCCUCUUGCAGUCAGAGAGGACAGUUCUAAAGGAGUGGUUGUUCAGGGCCUUUCACUGCAUCAGCCCAAAUCUGCAGAGCAAAUUCUUGAGGCUUUGGAUUCUGGUAAUCGAAACAGGACACAGCACCCCACAGAUAUGAACGCCACCUCUUCUCGCUCUCAUGCAGUGUUUCAGAUAUAUUUGAGACAGCAGGACAAAACUGCCAGCCUCAAUCCUAAUGUCUGCAUUGCCAAAAUGAGCCUGAUUGACCUUGCUGGCUCAGAGAGAGCCAGUGCGACCAACGCCAAAGGGGCACGAUUUAGAGAAGGUGCAAACAUCAACCGCUCACUGCUCGCUUUAGGAAAUGUCAUCAAUGCUCUUGCUGACCCAAAGAGUAAAAAGGCUCACAUACCAUACAGAGACAGCAAGCUGACACGGCUUCUGAAGGACUCCUUGGGAGGCAACUGCAGGACAGUUAUGAUUGCCAAUGUCAGCCCCUCAUCUAAGUCAUAUGACGACACCCACAACACUCUUAAAUAUGCCAACAGGGCCAAGGAGAUUAAGUCCUCGCUGAAGAGUAAUGUCGUAAGCCUGGACAGUCACAUUGGUCAGUAUGCAGUGAUAUGCGAGAAGCAACGGCAAGAGAUUGUACAGUUGAAGCAGAAGCUGAAAGAAUAUGAGGCGAAGAAUAUGGCGCCUGGGGCUUCUAACAUGAUCUCUCCACAUAAACAAGCAGAGUUGAAAAGGGUGUCGAAAGCUCUGCAGCAAAUCUUUUCAAGCCGAACCCAAAUCAGGCGAGAACAGCUGGAUCUGGAGAGACAACUGAAGGAGAAUGAGCUGCGCCAGCGCUACAGUGAGGAGGACAACCUGCAGGUCCAAUAUUUCUGUGCCAAGGAAAAGACUGAGAAGGCCACUUGUAAGCACGAGCGGAAGAUUGCCAGCUUACGCACUCAGCAACAACACAUUUGCAAACGUCUGAAGGAGGCAGAGACACGUUUUCUGGAAAAUGAUGGUUGGCUUCAUCGUGUCGAGAAUGAGAUUAAAUUGCUGAAGUCAAAUGAUCACACCUCAGAGGCGUUGGAGAAGGACCUACAUUGCCACAGACUGGAGCUGCAGGUGAAUGAUCUCAACCAACACAUAAAGCAGAUGGUCGAGCUCACUACACUGCAGGAUCAGGAAAACAAACGCAUGCAGAAGAUGGUGAACAUAUUGUUGCCAGCUUACAGUCGGCACUACUCUGCAUUGCGCGGGGCUGGGCUGGCCACAGGAGCAGAUGAGAUGGAGAACCACGAGCUAGAGCACCUUGUGUUGAGGGAGAGAGGUGUGGUCUGGGCCGACCAGGAAGGGGCGAGGCAGCAGCCGAAAGGUGAAGGGAUUGGUGUGGAUUCACAGAAGACAAAUGAGGCAGGAAACGUGGGGCUCCGCAGCGAGCUGGCAUCUGUCCUGUCUUUCUCACGUCUGCAUUAUCACCAGAGUAGCCCCUGCAGUGCAGAGAGGCACACACAAAGAACAUUGUUGUGCAACACUGCUCCAUCACCAACAGGUAGAGGAAGUCAAACACAUAUGACAAAGGAACCACCACCCAAAAUGCCUAUUAGGAGAAAUUUGUCUGCGUUACUCCCACCACAAAGCCCACGGACCAUUGCCAGGAGCCAAGUGUUUGAGGAGGGCAUAUGCCCCAUUCAAUGCACACCAGAACCUGUGCAACAAACUGUUCAGUCCAGGCUGCUGAGCUCCUCCUGCACCAUGGACCCCAACAUGACCUUUGAAGUUCUAGACAAAGAUGACCAAACCGCAUGCAAUGAAACCAUCAUAAUAAGCACUGGCAGUCCGUGUCAAGCAUCAACGUCCUCUGACCUCUCAGGUCCAAGCCAACUACAGCAUCCUCCCAAGGCCAGUGAGGUGAACCAGAUACCUACCAAAAGACAACAGAUCCAGUCCUUGCAGGAUGUGAGACGAGCCAACCCGACCUACAUGGGCAUGACGUCCGCUGCACAAGGAAAGCGUAAAUUUAACCGCAGCAUCAGAGACGAGUCAACACAGGGUUUUUCUGCACCAAAGCGCAUAAAGAAAGAGCCUUCAGUGGCCCCAGCUCCCCUCAGAGUGCAUCGUUUUGCUGGUUCGGAGAACAAACCCCGGAGAGUUGUGAGGAGCAUUUCUGAAGGAAAUCUCAACCUCCUGGAACCUCAGAAAUCCAAAUCUAUUUUCUAUAAGACAUCCCAACAGUUAAGACGAGUGGCCAAGCGGAUGUGAAGGAACAAUAUUUUUAAUAUCACACUAUUUGGCCUCUAUGAACAUUUUCGCUCUGCACUUCAGUUCGUCCACAUUCAUCUCUUUAAAAACAGUUCUCUCAAAAUGUUGUGGUUUUACUGUGGAAAUGUAAUAACAUCAAAAGUAAUAUUAGUUGCACUAAUGUGUUUUUUUUUUUAAGGAAUUUUACUUGACUGUACAUAAACAUUGUGUAGGUUUGGUCAUCUGUUUAGAUUAUUCUUUCUCUUUCUGACUGAUUACAUUGAUUUUAACUUUUUUUUAAAAAUUCUACAGUCAUUCACACACUAACAACAAAAAUAAAGCAACAUGUCCUGUGAAUGUUCUGUGUUUUAUGUACGUUAUGUACUUUGAACUAUCGUCUUUUCGAUGACCACAAUUCCCAGGGCAGCUAUAAUAAAGCUAAAACUGCUCCAUUUUGA
Molecule: messenger RNA, 3352 nt
Organism: Acanthochromis polyacanthus (spiny chromis)
Lineage: Eukaryota; Metazoa; Chordata; Actinopteri; Pomacentridae
Gene: kif18a
Product: kinesin family member 18A
Exons: 18
Coding region: 168-2915 (915 amino acids)
Biological process (GO): microtubule-based movement; mitotic spindle organization
Molecular function (GO): ATP binding; microtubule motor activity; microtubule binding
Source: RefSeq, a predicted model, not a curated record